Messenger RNA from Penicillium egyptiacum, 483 nucleotides. The record is from the annotation of a GenBank genome assembly. Lineage: Eukaryota; Fungi; Ascomycota; Eurotiomycetes; Eurotiales; Aspergillaceae.
AUGUAUCUCGAUAGGUGCGUGGAGCCGAAACAGGUUAAGCUGCUGGCGCCAGAGGUGCUCCAUGAUCCUAUCGACCCGACGGAUAUUGGCAGGGUGGCUGGUGCCAUACUCGUCAACCCACGACAGUACGCUAGCGGCUACCAAGCUACGAUGACUUCCGGCAAGGAUGUCAUCUAUCUCACCGGGCCGGCGCUGCUGUCCCAGACUGAGCAGUGGGAGAUCAUCAACCGGGAGCUCGCUGCGGCCGGGAAGUCCCCGGUCAAGGUCAAUCACAUCACCGUCGAGCAGUACCUCAAAAGCCUGGCUGCGCUGCAUCUCCCGGACGCGAUGGCCAAUUCCCUGGCCAAGUCCGUGGUAGAUACAGGGGCGCUCUACGCAGAAGACCUUGGGAAGCAGAGGGCCAACGUCGGGCUGCUGACCGGCCGGAAGGCGACGAGCUUUGAGGACUUUGUAAAGAGGGAGAUUUCAACAUACUUUCAGUAG